UGAGUGUAAUUUAGAAAAAUAAUUUCAGUCCAGCAUGGCAACACCCUCCGGAAGCUUCUUGUCGUGAAAUUGGCAAUCAUUCGAGCGCGGAUUAUCCAGUCCGGCGCACCGUCGAGUAACAACCUAACGAUGGCCACAGUAUCAGUGGCGGCUGAAUGGCAGCUUCUCUACAAUCGGUAUUACAGGAAGCCGGAGCUCUAUCAGAUGCAAUGGAAGCACGUGGACCUAACGCGCAACAAGGUCGCUUGUUCCCCCUUCGGCGGGCCCAUCGCCGUUAUCCGCGACGACGCCAAGAUCGUCCAGCUCUACGCCGAGUCCGCCCUCCGGAAGCUCCGAAUCUUCAACUCCGCCGGCGUCCAGAUCGCCGAAACUGUCUGGAAGAACCCUGGCGGCCGUCUCGUCGGAAUGUCCUGGACCGACGACCAGACGCUGAUCUGCAUUACUCAGGACGGCACCGUUUACCGCUACGACAUCCACGCAGAGCCUCUAGAAUCGCUCUCCCUCGGCAAAGACUGCUUCACGCACAGUGUGGUGGAUUGCGUCUUCUGGCACAACGGCGUCGUUUGCAUCAACGAGGCCUUUCAGGUCUUCUGCAUACCCGAUUUCAAGAAUCCGAACCCGAUCCAGCUCGCGGAUCCUGGCUUGGAGGACUUUCCGCUCUCUAUGACGGUGAUCGAGCCCCAGUACACCAUGUCUGGAAAUGUGGAAGUGCUGAUGGCAGUAGGGGAUCACGUGUUAUUGGUAGAAGAGGACGGGAUUCAGCAGCUGGGAGUUGGAAUUGGGCCGUUGCAGAAGAUGGUGGUUUCGCGGAAUGGGAAGCUGCUGGCGUCUUAUACACAUGAUGGUAGACUUCUGGUCAUGUCCACGGACUUCUCCAACAUCAUUUUCGAUUACACUUGUGAGUCAGCCCUACCUCCUGAGCAGCUGGCUUGGUGCGGAAUGGAUAGUGUAUUACUUUACUGGGAUGACAUGCUUUUAAUGGUGGGUCCUUAUGGCGAUCCAGUACGCUACAUCUACGACGAACAAAUUCUGUUGAUCCCAGAAUGUGAUGGAGUUAGAAUACUAUCCAACACAAGUAUGGAGUUUCUGCAUAGAGUACCAGAUUCCACCGUAUCUAUCUUUCAAAUUGGGAGUACGCUGCCUGCUGCUUUACUUUAUGAUGCCUUGGAUCAUUUUGACAGGAGGAGUGCCAAGGCAGAUGAGAAUUUGAGGUUAAUUCGCUCUUCAUUGCCUGAGGCUGUUGAAGCAUGUAUUGAUGCGGCAGGUCAUGAAUUUGAUAUUUCACAGCAAAGAACCUUGCUAAGAGCUGCAAGCUAUGGUCAAGCAUUUUGCAGCCAUUUUCAGCGUGAUCGUAUUCAAGAGAUUUCUAAAACCUUACGAGUCCUAAAUGCUGUGCGCAAUUCAGAGAUCGGCAUUCCUCUUAGUAUUCAGCAAUAUAAGUUGCUUACACCUUCGGUUCUGAUCGCUCGUCUAAUUAAUGCUCAUCAUCACCUUCUCGCACUGCGAAUAUCAGAAUAUCUUGGUAUGAAUCAGGAAGUUGUAAUUAUGCACUGGGCAUGUACAAAGAUUACAACAUCCUCUGCAACCCCUGAUGCUAAUCUUCUGGAAAUUUUACUUGAUAAGCUUAAGUUGUGCAAAGGCAUAUCUUAUGCUGCAGUUGCUGCCCACGCAGAUAAGAGUGGUCGACGUAAAUUAGCUGCUCUUCUUGUUGAACAUGAACCACGUUCAUCUAAACAGGUUCCUCUCCUGUUGAGCAUAGGAGAGGAAGAUACUGCUCUCACAAAAGCAACUGAAAGUGGCGACACGGAUCUUGUUUACCUAGUCCUCCUUCAUAUUUGGCAAAAGAGACCAGCUUUGGAGCUCUUUGGAACUAUACAGUCUAGACCACUGCCACGUGAUUUAUUUAUUAGUUAUGCACGGAUUUACAAGCAUGAAUUUUUGAAAGACUUCUUCCUAUCUACUGGACAACUGCAGGAAGUAGCUUUUCUUUUAUGGAAAGAAUCAUGGCAAUUAGCAAAGAAUCCAAUGGCAAGCAAAGGAUCUCCUCUGCAUGGUCCUCGUAUAAAACUUGUUGAGAAGGCCCAUGGCCUUUUUGCAGAAACAAAAGAACAUGUUUUUGAGUCAAAGGCAGCUGAAGAGCAUGCAAAAUUAUUAAGGAUACAGCAUGAGUUGGAGGUGACAACUAAACAGGCCAUCUUUGUUGAUUCAAGUAUCAGUGAUACUAUUCGUACAUGUAUUGUUCUGGGAAAUCAUCGCGCUGCAACAAAAGUCAAAACAGAAUUCAAGGUAUCAGAAAAGAGGUGGUAUUGGCUAAAAGUUUUUGCUUUGGCAACUAUCAGGGACUGGGAUGCUUUAGAGAAAUUCUCGAAAGAGAAGAGACCACCAAUUGGCUACAAACCAUUUGUAGAGGCAUGUGUUGAAGCGAAUGAGAAGGAGGAAGCUCUCAAAUACAUACCCAAGCUGGCUGAUCCUCGGGAAAGAGCAGAGGCUUAUGCUGGAAUUGGAAUGGCCAAGGAAGCUGCCGAUGCUGCAUCUCAGGCUAAAGAUGGUGAAUUGCUCGGGCGGCUGAAGCUGACUUUUUCACAAAAUGCUGCCGCUGCUUCGAUUUUUGACACUCUUCGAGAUAGAUUAUCCUUCCAAGGCAUGUCAUAAUCUUGUCUCCUCUCAGAAGCAUCUGUUAUCGGCGUUGUUUGUGUGUUUCCCAUCCAAUUACUGAUCAGUGACUUCUAGCAAGCGCAAUCUUAGAUCCAACCAAUGAAGUUGAUGACUAUAAUUUUGCUGUAAAUCUGACUCGGUUCUUGUUUGGGUGUAUGUAUAUAUGCCACUAUAGUGGUGCAAGCUAUUGCGUCUAUCUUGUCCUUCGGUCAACCUUUUCAAUUUUAUGCUUUGUAGAUAGCAAGCAUGAUUCGGGAUGAAUAUUUAUGUUUGUUACAUAGUGAGAGUUUGCAUGAUUCCUAGACAUUUGACAUUCUUGUACCUACAAAAAUGAUUUCAGAAAAAAAAAAAAAAAGUUUUCUCACA
Molecule: messenger RNA, 3021 nt
Organism: Ipomoea triloba (trilobed morning glory)
Lineage: Eukaryota; Viridiplantae; Streptophyta; Magnoliopsida; Solanales; Convolvulaceae
Product: protein VACUOLELESS1
Exons: 15
Coding region: 130-2652 (840 amino acids)
Biological process (GO): intracellular protein transport; endosomal transport; vacuole fusion, non-autophagic
Cellular component (GO): endosome; lysosomal membrane; cytoplasm
Molecular function (GO): actin binding
Source: RefSeq, a predicted model, not a curated record